AAGUCGAAUUUGAUGUAAAGUCUAUUUUAGAGUAUAUUUUACAGUUCUCUCUAAAAUUUUCAAUUUAUCGGGGGCCUGAACUCCGCCUCUUCAUCCCCGCCGCCGGCAACCCUCUUGGCUCCCUGUCCCUCUUCCUCAGCCACACCGCUCUUCUCUCAGGUAAGCCCAUCUCCUCAACCGUCCUGUCCACCUCCUCCCCUUCUCCGACCGCUGUCCCUUCCGCUCUUGUCCUGGUGAGAUCGCAGCAGCCGCCGCUCCCCUCUCAACGCCUCCUUCACCAAGCCCACAGCCGCUGUCCACUCUUCCCAGCCGUCGCCGACCCUCUCGUCGCAGCUCUCCCUCUCUGUCUAGCCUUUCCCUCCCAGCUUCCGGCCCAAAUGAAACAAUUCAAGGAUCCCUUCGAGGCGGCGUUCGAGGAGCAGGAGGAGUCGCCGCCUGAAUCCCCGUCCCCUGCUGACGAGUUCAACCCUCAACCAUCGGCGGCUCCCGCCGACACUGUGCCUGUGCAGGAAGAGGAUGACCUAAUCGCCCCGUCCACCUCGGCGCUGUUCCCAGCCUCCGCUGCCGCUGCAGCUGCAAAACCGAAGGACGAAGAGGAUGAGGAAGAGGAGGAGAACAUGGAGGUUGAGCUCGCGAAGCUUCCAUCCGGUGGGGAUCCUCAUAAAAUGGUCAAGAUGCAAGCAAUUUUAUCCCAGUUCACUGAGGAGCAGAUGAAUCGAUACGAGUCUUUUCGAAGGUCUGGCUUCCAGAAAGCUACCAUGAAAAGGCUGCUAACAAGUGUUACAGGAAGUCAGAAAAUCUCAAUGCCCAUGACAAUUGUAAUGUCAGGAAUUGCAAAAAUGUUUGUUGGAGAACUUAUUGAGACAGCUCGGAUAGUUAUGGCAGAGAGGAAUGAAUCAGGGCCAAUCAGGCCUUGCCAUAUCAGAGAAGCAUAUAGAAGGCUAAAGCUUGAAGGCAAAGUGCCCAAGAGGACGGUGCCAAGGCUCUUCCGCUAGUUAACCUGCAGAACCAGUAAUGCCCGACUGCCCAAGCAGUUGAAGUGGCCGUUUUUCCUGUGCUAUCGAAACCUAACCGCUCGAAAUUGGUGUUAGCGUUUCAUGGAUACGUCUAUUUCCUUCCUGGAGUGUUUUGCCUGUGAUUUAUUUACCUUCACAGAGGACAGUUCAGUGACUGAAAGUCAGCUCAUGCAAAUACAAGUCGUGUGUUCGUACUUGAAUCCUUAGUUUCAAGAGAGAAAAAGAAGGAUGAAGGGGCAGCAUGGAAACUCUGAGAUAGCAGUAUUUGCAAGCCCAAGCUUCUUGAGAUUUGGAGAGAAUGAUAAUUUUACUUCAAGCUUACUUUCAUUGAAGUGAUUGCUUGAUAUUAGUAAGCAAAUUCUUUGUUCCAUCAAGAUGCAAAUAUAAACAAGUGGAUAGGACCAGAUGAUGAAGGAUUUCACUUUUCCAGAAUCCGACAUGAAGGAGAUUGGAAGUAACAUUUUCUUCUGCAGUUAGUAGUUGCGUUAUGAUACUUGGUUCAACAAGUCCUUUUGUGAUGAGUGGUAUUACUGUGGUAUUUAUGUAUGUAUUUAUCCUGCAUUGUUAUUGUGAUUAUAAAUAUCAUCAUCUAGCCACGCCUAAAGGAAGAAAACGUUUGAAUCA
Messenger RNA from Punica granatum (pomegranate), 1640 nucleotides. The record is from RefSeq and is a predicted model, not a curated record. Lineage: Eukaryota; Viridiplantae; Streptophyta; Magnoliopsida; Myrtales; Lythraceae.